This is a messenger RNA of Penicillium nucicola, 453 nucleotides long. RefSeq names its product RidA family protein. The transcript has a single exon. The record is from RefSeq and is a predicted model, not a curated record. Gene Ontology annotation, molecular function: deaminase activity. NCBI's taxonomy places the organism in Eukaryota, Fungi, Ascomycota, Eurotiomycetes, Eurotiales, Aspergillaceae. Gene Ontology annotation, cellular component: mitochondrion; cytosol. The coding region runs from base 1 to 453 and encodes 150 amino acids.
AUGUCUCCCAACGGCCGAUCAUUCCUCCUUGACCCCCAAAGCGUCGGGUCGAUGCGAUAUUCCCAUGCGCGCGUGGUCCAGCCUUCUACAUACCACACAAUCUACGUCUCUGGAAUUGCAGCAGUCUCUCCGGAGGGGGUCCAUGAAGGGGUCACCGAAAAUUCAGAUGGCAGUUUCACCAUCAAUGUCCGGGAGCAAACAGCGGCUAUUCUUCACAGAAUUGAGAGCAUCAUUCAAGGCGCCUCCGACGGAAAGGCAAAUCUGCACAGUGUCGUGGAUGCUACAGUCUAUCUUCUGGAUAUGAAAACUCAAUAUGCAGACAUGAACGAGGAAUGGAAUAAGAUCUGGUCCGACCGUGCCAGCGCUCCCGCGCGCGCGACCAUUGGAGUCAGAGAACUUCCAGACCCUCAUUUCGCAGUGGAAAUCAAGGUGACAGCCAUUUUUGAGUCCUGA